CCGGGACAGGCUCCGGCACCCCGUGACCCCGAAAGGGACAAAGCGGUCAGGAAAGUGGAUGGCUGAAGAACCUAUUCUUAUAUACAGUCUAUGGUAAGAACGUGCGUGUUUGAGGUGUUUUUGAGGCUGACAGUGACGCGCGUGGCAUGAAUGUACCACGUGACUGCUCAGAAACGGGUCAGAAUCAUCAUGACCCUCCUCAACCUGUCCUUCGCCGCCUGCGGCUUCAUGGGGAUGUACCACCUGGGCGCGGCAGGGGCCCUCCUCCGGCACGGGGACAGGCUGCUGGGGUCCCUGCGAGCCUGUGCUGGGGCGUCUGCGGGGGCGCUGGUGGCUGCCGCCAUGGUCACCGCCCCUGACAAGCUGGAGGUCUGUAAAGACUUCACGCUCCGCUUUGCUGAAAGCGUGAGGCGGCGGCGGUUUGGAGCCGUCACGCCGGGAUACGACUUCAUGCUGGAGCUACGGGAGGGCGUGGAGGAGGUUCUGCCCGCUGACGCUCACCGUCUGGCCUCCGACCGUCUGUUCGUGUCCAUCACGCACUUCCAGAGCGGCAGGAAUCACACCGUGUCCUCGUUCGGCUCCAGAGAGGAGCUCAUAAAGGUUCUGCUGGCCAGCAGCUUCGUCCCGGUCUACGCCGGACUCAAACCCGUGGAGUUCAGAGGACAGAGAUGGAUGGAUGGAGGAUUCACCGACAGCCUCCCCAUCCUGCCCGAGGGACGGACCAUCACCGUGUCUCCUUUUGCCGGCCCCCAGGACGUAUGCCCCGCCCACAGGGGGCUCCUCGACGUGCAGCUCAGACUCGCCAACAUGAACAUCAUGCUGUCUCUGGAGAAUGUGAGACGUCUGAUCCGGGCCCUCUUCCCGCCGCCCACCAGCACCAUGCACUUCCUGUGGGAGGAGGGAUUUGGUGACGCCGUCCGCUUCCUCCAGAGGGAGGGCUUCACUCAGGCCUGAAGGCCCGUUCUCCCUGGAGGUUUCCUGUGUGGGAGGGGUGGGAACCCGACCAGAGAGGUCCUGAGCCGCUCCGACCGGGUCAUUUGUCUGGACUGAGGUCUGCAGACGGGACCUUCCUGAAGUUCAGACCCAGAGAAGAACCUGAGGACGCUCUCCGCUCCUGAUGCUCGGAGUCAAAGCAGCAGGAAAAGGUCCUGCAGGGGGCGGGGUUUGUUUGAGACGAAGGUCGCUCAUGGGGAUAAAACAUUUACUGGACCUUUGAAGUCUGCAGCUUCUUCAGAGUCCAGACGUCCUGGUUUGACUGAAUCCAGGCUGUAGAUGGAGCCGCUGAACUCAGCAGCAACAGACGUCUGAUCUCUAACAGGUGUAUCACGUGAUCAGCAGCAAUGAGAUUUAGUGGGGUUAAAUAGUGAAACAUCUGUACCACAUGUCACCCGCAGCAUACCCAUAGAUAAACAUUUUCUCUCUACGGUUCACUGAGCGGUCUGUGACCUUUUCACCUGCAGACGGCCUGUAUCCACCUGUAAGGACAGCUGGGACUAAAGCUCUAAUUAUCUUAUUUUUCACUUCAAAACAAUAAUUAUUGUCAAGAAACAAGAUUAAGUUUUAGACUUCUGAGCGUCGUUGGUUGAUGAUUUCUGGUUCUGUUUACUGAUGUCAAUCUGUUUUUUUAUGACUACAGUUAUUGUAAAUACGCUAACACGACUAGCAUGUAGCAUGUCAGACUGAGUGUGUGUGAGGUUGGGAGUUAUUGUAAAUAUGCUAACAUGGCUAACAUGUUUAGCUGGGAUUACGCGGCUUCUGUAGGAAAUCAGCAGUAACGUUUGCUUAAGCGGUAACAGUUUGUUUUUAUGAGUUACUAAGGAGGUAUUGUGAUUACGCUAACGUGGCUAACGUGUAGCGUGUCACAAACACGUUCUGUGAGCGUAAUUAAUAAAGUCUUUCUAACUGAGA
Oryzias melastigma (Indian medaka) is the source of this 1908-nucleotide messenger RNA. RefSeq names its product patatin-like phospholipase domain containing 4 (gene pnpla4). Bases 151 to 954 code for a protein of 267 amino acids. Gene Ontology annotation, cellular component: membrane; lipid droplet; cytoplasm. The transcript is spliced from 6 exons. Gene Ontology annotation, molecular function: retinyl-palmitate esterase activity; triacylglycerol lipase activity. Lineage: Eukaryota; Metazoa; Chordata; Actinopteri; Beloniformes; Adrianichthyidae. Gene Ontology annotation, biological process: triglyceride catabolic process; lipid homeostasis. The record is from RefSeq and is a predicted model, not a curated record.